AUGACCCGUGUUAUAGACGAGGACGAAUUCGUCCUGACAAUUUCCGACAACGAGAGCCUGCCUGUCUCUGAUCCCGACACAGAUGUCUCGGAAACGGUAGAGCUCCGCACCAGCACCAAGCGAAAACGGGAAGAAAAGAAAACUGCUCGCAAGAACAAGAAACAGAAGCUCCAACGGGGGGGCAGUGAAGAGGACGAGCGCAUUGCGUCCGGCGACGACUCAGCGAGCGGAGAAGAAUCUGGAGUUCACGAUGGUGCCCUCGAUCCUGACUUCGAGUUUGACAUCGGCGCGAACCACGUGCAAGAAGACCUCGAAGAUUUUGACGGAUGGGGUGAGGAUAUCACAAGCACAAAGCAUCGAGAGCAAAAGAAGAAAAGUGUCGACAUUGACGACAUCAUUGCUCGCCGCGCAGAGAAAAGGGCAAACCGCACCGGGUCCAAGAAGCCUCCGGAAGAAGUAGAAGAAGAACAAGCUGGGGAUGAAGGGAGUGACGAGGAGGAUGUAGUAAUGCCCGACUUCGAAGAUGAUGAGCUGCUUGCACCGGAUACCUUCGGCGCUGAUGCUGAAUCUGAAGAUGAGGAAGACGAGGAAGAAAAGGAAGAAGAUGAGGACGAGGACGAGGACGAGGACAACAAUGCUUCUGAUAGCGACUCGGUGGCAUCUCCAACCGCCCAUCCCGAGGAUGAAGCUUCUGAUCAGUCAGAUGCUGAGUCGCAGACAUCCAUCUCGGAAGAUCCUGACGAGAAGGCUAAACGCGCUGCGUUCUUCGCUCCUGAGGACAAAGCGACACAACGCGACAUCAAAUCUACAUCCUCGUUCCAACAGUUCUCCCUGUCGCGGCCCAUCUUACGGGGCUUGGCCGCCCUUUCGUUCACGACCCCUACACCCAUCCAAGUCCGAGCCAUUCCCGUCGCACUGCAAGGCUUAGAUGUGGUCGGGUCCGCCGUGACAGGCUCGGGCAAGACUGCGGCGUUCCUCCUCCCGAUCCUUGAACGCCUGUUGUACCGGCCCAGAAAAGUCCCCACGACCCGAGUUGCCAUCCUUAUGCCUACUCGCGAACUCGCAGUCCAAUGCUACAGUGUCGCCACGGCACUGGCUCGAUUCACCGAUAUCACCUUCGCCCAGGUCGUGGGUGGCUUCUCGUUGCGGGAACAAGAAACUAUCCUGAAAAAGCGACCAGAUGUCGUGAUUGCUACGCCAGGAAGAUUCAUUGACCACAUGCGUAACUCGGCGAGCUUUGCCGUCGAGAACAUUGAAAUCCUGGUGCUCGACGAAGCAGACCGAAUGCUCGAAACCGGAUUUGAAGACGAGCUGAACGAGAUCCUCAGGACCAUUCCUAAAGGAAGACAAACAAUGCUCUUCUCUGCUACCAUGACCGACAGCGUGGACAAAUUGGUACGAGUGGGCAUGAACCGUCCGGUACGUUUAUCCGUCGAUGCGAAGAGGUCUACGACAGCGGGUCUAGUUCAGGAAUUUGUCCGUCUCCGCCAAGGACGAGAGGGCUUGCGUCUGGCAACUCUAUGUGUGCUGUGCCUGAAAUUCUUUACCGAACGCACUAUAGUCUUCUUUCGCCAGAAGAAGGAAGCUCAUCGUGUCCGCGUCGUGUUCGGUUUACUGGGCCUAAAGGCCGGUGAACUGCAUGGAAGCAUGACUCAAGAACAACGUAUCAGUGCAGUCAAUGCCUUUCGAGACGGCAAGACCUCGCACCUUCUCGCCACGGAUCUUGCCAGUCGAGGCCUCGACAUCAAAAACGUCAUGACAGUCGUCAACUACGAAGCCCCCCAGACCCAUGAGAUCUAUUUACAUCGUGUAGGUCGGACAGCCCGAGCAGGCCGCUCGGGGCGUGCGUGCACAAUCGCCGCCGAACCCGAUCGAAAGGUGGUUAAGGCGGCCGUGAAGAGCGCAAGGCAACACGGUGCCAAAGUCGUGUCCCGAGUCAUGGAUGUCCAAGAGGUCGACGCCAUGAAUCGACAGCUCGAAGAUCUCGAAUCAGAGAUCGAGGAUAUCCUGAAAGAAGAGAAAGAACAAAAGCACUUGGCUGCCACCGAGGCCGAAAUCACGCGUGGAGAGAACCUCAUCAAGCACGAGUCUGAAAUCAUGGCCCGGCCCAAGAGGACGUGGUUCGAGACGGAGAAAGAGAAACGCGACGCCAAGAACAAAGGGCGAAUGGAGUUGAACGGGCCCAACGGGGUGGGAUCUGUGAAAGUGCGGACAGAGAAGAAAAAGUUGAGCAAUAAAGACAGAAAGCGUCUCGACGAUGCGCGAGAGAGAAAGGAGGGGAAGAUGUGGAGGAAGGGGAAGGGCAGCGAGGAGGCGGCGAAGAAGAUGAUGAAGGAAAAGGGAAAGGGGAAGAAUAAGAACAACAACAAUAACAAAAAGAGCGGUGGAAGGAUGAAGGGUAGAAGAAGGUGA
This is a messenger RNA of Fonsecaea erecta, 2412 nucleotides long. RefSeq lists its product as hypothetical. NCBI's taxonomy places the organism in Eukaryota, Fungi, Ascomycota, Eurotiomycetes, Chaetothyriales, Herpotrichiellaceae. The transcript has a single exon. Gene Ontology annotation, molecular function: RNA helicase activity; nucleic acid binding; ATP binding. The coding region runs from base 1 to 2412 and encodes 803 amino acids. The record is from RefSeq and is a predicted model, not a curated record.